AUAAGUGAUGUGGGAGGACCCAGCUCUCUGCCCUGGAUGCUGUAAGAAAGCAGGCUGAGCAAACCAGUAUGCAGCACUCCUCCAUGGCCUCUGCGUCAGCUGUUGCCUCCAGGUUCCUGCCUUGACUUCAUGUCCUGACUUCCCUGGAUGAUGGUCCUCAAGCUACAAGAUGAAAUAAACCCUUUCCUCCCCGAGUUGCUUUUGGUCAUGCUGUUUUAUCACAAACCCUUAGGUGAUGUGGGAGCUUGACAGAUUUUUGCACCUGCACUCUGCUGGCAGCCUUACUGUAUAUGGCUCAGAGCUGGAUCUGGCCAAGCGUACCCCUAAAUGACUCAAGAACCUCUUUCCCCUGGGUUGGCUGGCAGCAGCUCCAGUGGGUGCCAUUGAUGGGUUUUGAGUUUACAGACUAGGCAGUGUCUUUUCCCAAGAUCACCACAAGGAUACCAUACUGCUAGGCUAGGCCGCAGCCAUCAAGAGCAGGUGCACGCGGGAUAGGCUGCUAGCAGCCGUUGACGUUGGUUUCCCAGGGGACAGGCGGGCGCCGGAUGGAGUAACACUGCCAGCCUGACAGUCGGGCUUGGGAUGCACCAUGAAUCCUGCAUACACCGGGCGUGAGUCCAGGCGUGAUUCCAGAUUUGAUACCAGCUACCCUCCCAGCCGCGCAUCAUUACAGUCUCAAUUCGAGUAUCCUCACUCACGCUCUGAGUCACUGGCAUCUAUCAGCUCUGCUGCAUCUCGCAAGGGACCUCCACCGAGCGCCACACCAUCUAUUCGGUCUAUACAGUCAGUGUUCAAAGAACAGAUUGCCCGCAAAGUACUACCAAAGAAGUUCACCCAGAGCCAAAAGGCACCACUGCCCCCACAUCUCCAGGGACAUGCAUCAAUCAAAGGACGCCCUGAGGGCCUGGCCAAGGUCCCAGAAAGAGUCAGAGACAGCUUCAAGAAUUUUUUCUUCUCACCCACUGGAAUGUUGAAGGUCUUGAGGAUGUGUGUUAUUGCAGCAUCGGUGUUUUGUUUCAUCAUUGGCGGCGCCCAUAAGGUGUUUAUAGCAAUCACGAUUGAGGAAACCUGCAUUGUCCUAUUUUUUAUCGUAAUAUAUUUGCUAACCCUUCAACACUGGCUGACCUGUGUAAACUGGCCAUUACUUGAUUUUAUCAACAGUUUCAUUUCAACUGUGUUCCUUGGAGGAGUUGCCCUGAUAAUAUUUCAAGAAAAAGAAAGAAAGCGUUUGCACUAUGUUGGAGGGAUCCUGUGCCUCUUCGCAACAGUCCUGUGUAUCAUCGAUGGCUUUUUGGUCAUCAAAAACAUGAGGAAGGACAAGAAAAAAGGCCCUGGGUACAUAAACUAAGCCCUCCACCUCAACACCGAGGCAGGCGCUUUGCUG
Molecule: messenger RNA, 1384 nt
Organism: Cricetulus griseus (Chinese hamster)
Lineage: Eukaryota; Metazoa; Chordata; Mammalia; Rodentia; Cricetidae
Source: RefSeq, a predicted model, not a curated record